Molecule: messenger RNA, 2424 nt
Organism: Macadamia integrifolia
Lineage: Eukaryota; Viridiplantae; Streptophyta; Magnoliopsida; Proteales; Proteaceae
Product: putative pentatricopeptide repeat-containing protein At1g64310
Exons: 3
Coding region: 452-2104 (550 amino acids)
Biological process (GO): RNA modification
Molecular function (GO): protein binding; RNA binding
Source: RefSeq, a predicted model, not a curated record
CCUCAAUCGAACCAGUCGGCCGCCCAAGAUGCCGAAUCAUUACAGACCUCCUGGAAAGAAAAAGGAAGGAAAUGCAGCGAAAUAUAUCACCAGAACGAGAGCAAUCAUCCAGAUCCCUCUGCAAGUUUUUAGGGGGAAGACAGUCAGUGGGUGACUCUGGAAAUUGAAUACCCGGGCCAUUGGGAAACGAUUGUGUUGGGGUUUUUUCAUUCUCCCUGCAAACUUCAAGUAAUUCCCUAUGCUCACCACCUCAUCGAUGAUUUGUCUCUGAGUUAAGACCAGAUCAAUUUGAAAUGCUUUAUCGAUUCCAGGCGAUGAAUGCUUUUUUGCCUGAUGAGUAUCCAAAGUUCUCAGUCUUCUCAAGAACGAGUUCUGCAUUUUGAAAAUAGAAAUGCGCUUUCCAUUAUGAAGAAUACAUACCAAACACAACUUAUAUAGUUUCAUGUGUUAAAUGCGUUUUCUGUUGCCUUCCCUUGUUUUCCAGCUUUCACAGUUUUAUCAGCCUCUGUUGUUAACCAAACAAUUACAUGCAGUGAUAAUCAAGUACCAACUCUCAUUCGAUCCCUUCUAUGCAACCCGAAUUAUCCGAUUUUAUGCACUUCACGGCGACCUCCAAACCGCUCGCAUUGUGUUUGAUAGUACUACCAGAAGAAGUGUAUACCUAUGGAAUUCCAUGAUCAGAGCUUAUGCUCAGUACCACAAAUUCAACCAUUCGUUCUCACUCUUCAAACUUAUGCUUGGUACCCAAGUGAAACCUGACAAUUUCACAUUUGCAUGUAUUGUACGUUCGUGCUCGGAGAACUUGGAUCCCUCUGGGCUGAGAAUGACUCAUGGGCAAGUGAUAGUGUCUGGUUUAGAAUCGGAUUCAGUUUCUAGCAGUGCUCUUGUGAGCGCUUAUUCGAAGUUGUGCCUCAUUGAUGAAGCCUGUAAGGUGUUCCAGGGGAUGUCAGAACCUGAUCUGGUUCUUUGGAAUUCAAUUAUUUCAGGUUAUGGGUGUUGUGGACUUUGGGAGAAAGGGUUAGAAUUGUUUAGUGUGAUGCGAAAAUUGGGUGAAAAGCCCGAUGAAUAUACCCUAGUUGGAUUGAUUUCAGGCCUUACAGAUCCCAGCUUGCUGGAAAUUGGACGAGGAAUUCAUUGUUUUUGCUUGAAAAAAGGGUUCAACCUUAACACUCAUGUGGGCAGUGCGCUUGUGAGUAUGUACUCAAGGUGUUGUUGUUUGUGUUCAGCUCAGAGAGUUUUCAGUAGUUUAUCCCAGCCUGAUUUAGUUGUCUUGUCUGCUUUGGUUGCUGGCUAUGUUCAGUCUGGAAAAUGUGAAGAGGCUUUACUCUUGUUCAAGGAAAUGACAUAUCUGAAAGAUAAAAAAGCAGAUUCCAUCUUAAUUGCAAGUGUAUUGGCGGCAUGUGCUCGGUUAGCAAUUGUGCGACCUGGUAGGGAGAUACAUGGUUAUGUUCUACGGCAUGGGUUGGAGGUCAAAGUCAUGGUUUCCUCUGCCAUUGUAGACAUGUAUUCGAAGUGUGGUUUUGUUGGCUUGGGGUUACAGGUUUUCGAGACUAUGUCAGACAAAAAUGUUAUUGCCUACAAUUCUACAAUUUCAGCUCUUGGUUCUCAUGGACUCGCCGCCCGUGCCUUUCUAGUGUUUGAUGAGAUGUUGGAAGAUGGACUGAAGCCUGAUGAAUCCACUUUCUCUGCUCUUCUUGGUGCUUGCUGCCAUGCUGGGCAUGUAAAAGAUGGCCAGGAGCUUUUCAGGAGAAUGAAAGAUGAGUUUGGAAUUGAAGCCGGAACACAACAUCAUGUUUACAUGGUGAAACUUCUAGGUAUGGCUGGAGAGUUGGGAAAGGCUUAUGAUUUUAUCCAAUCCAUGCCACAAAUCCCAGAUUCUGGUGUUUGGGGUGCACUUCUAUCAAGCUGUUGCAUUCAUGGAAAUUUGGAGUUGGGUGAAAUUGUUGCCCGUCGGCUCUUCGAGAUUGAACCUGACAAAACUGCUUAUAGAGUGAUGCUUUCUAACAUAUAUGCUUAUGAUGGGAGGUGGGAUGAUGUAAAGAAGUUAAGAAAUGAUAUGGUAGAAACUGGCCUGAAGAAAAGGCCUGGUCUAAGCUGGAUAUGAUGUAGUACUUUUAAUUAAAUACCUUUAAAGUAUACUUAUACAGUACAUAUUACAGAGUGAUCAUUUAUGACAUAAGAAGCAAACUGAGGCUUCCUAAUCCAUCUAUUGUCAACUGACUUCAAAGUUAGAUCCUUUAAAUUAAAAUCAAGGCUGUGUUCAACCAAAGCAGGGUUUUUUGCAAUCAGAAAAUUGAGGUGACCUCCGACUGAUGUCAAUGUUUUCAUGGUCUUUAUUUGGUUUGAGAAAAUAUGUUUUAAGAUUGAGCAGUUGUAAUAGUGAAAUUGAUCUGGAAUCAAUAAAACUACUAAUUAUUGUUUGAA